CGACGUCAAUAAAUGCCCGCCCGCAACUCCAGCAUGGAGCUAUCCUCGCCGGACGCGGAGCCCUCCUCCACCGCCGCCCCGCGCAAGUCUGGACGCGUCGUGAAGAAGCCCGAGCUCGUCGCCGCCGCCUCAAGCCCCUCCGGCAGCGUGAAGCGCAAGCGCGACGGAGACGACGAUGAAGACAUGGACGACGCGUCCGACGAGGCGAGCGACGAGGAGAGCGACGGGGAGCCGGACGAGGAAGAGCUCAGGGAGAAGAAGCGCGCGAAAAAGAAGGCCGCCCCGCGCAAGCCAGCGCCCAAGAAGAGCAAGACGAAUGGCGAGGUUAGCUUGGCUAUCCGGCCUGCUGUGACGAAGCAGAAGAAGCCUCGGAAAGCUAGGACGGUGAAAAUGGUGGAUCCUGAGGAGGCCGAGGGUCUCUAUGCUGAGGUAUUCGCGAGCGGAGAUGACCUGAAUGAUGUCGCGGCCCGAUGGAUCACCAGUUUCAAUGAGAACGAGGCCAUAGCAGUCGCCGAAAUUGUCAAUCUCGUCCUGAAAUGCGCUGGAUGUGAUUCCAAGGUCGACAACCACGACAUCGACGACCCUGAUAGCUGCGCGACAAAGUUGACGGAUAUACAAGAGGAAUACCAAGCAAACGAUAUCACGGAAUACCCUCUGGUCGCAAGAGGCAAAAGCUCGGCAGCCUUCAAGGCUAACCUUGCAGCCUUCUUCCGCUCUCUCAUCGAAUCCAUUGCCCAGACCAGCUUGCUGUUCGACAACGUUGUAUUGAUGGAGAAUUUGCAAGUGUGGAUCAGUACACUGUCAUCCGCCAGCAAUCGCCCGUUCAGACAUACUGCAACGGUUUCAUCGCUGGCCAUAAUCACUGCGCUGUGUCAUGUGGGGAAAGAAAUUGUUGAAAGUGAGGCCAAGGCUCGCCGGCAGAGCGAGGCGGAAGCAAAGAAAGCAAGAGUCAACAGGGGAAGAGUUCAAGGGCUAGAAGCGAGGGCCCAUGAGAUGGGCCAGAGAAAGGAAACGGUCGAUGGUUGGCUCAGGGAGAUGUUUGAUGCUGUCUUCAUCCACCGUUAUCGAGACGUGGAUCCCAAAAUACGAGUCGACUGCAUCGAAGCACUGAGCGAAUGGAUCACGACUUAUCCGGAAGCCUUCUUCGACAGCCAUCAUCUUCGCUAUCUUGGCUGGGUGCUUUCGGAUACACAUGCACCAUCGCGGGCUACCGUCAUCAAAAGCCUGCAAAGGCUGUUCAAAGACAAAGACAAGCAGGUUGGGCUGAGAACGUUUACUGAAAGGUUCAGAACACGAAUAGUCGAAAUGGCAACAUCAGAUGCUGAAGCGACCGUUCGCGCGUCUACUGUAGAGCUAUUGGAUACCCUCCUGGAAGCCGAAAUGCUCGAACCGGACGACAUUGAUUCAGUAGGACGCCUAAUCUUUGACUCGGAGCCACGAGUCCGAAAGGCUGUAGUCGGGUUCUUCGUGGAAAAUAUUAAUGUCGUGUACGAGGGUAGGAUUGACGAGAUGGGAGGUCAAGAAACACUUGACGAGACUCUAGUACGACCAGAAGACGACGAUGACUAUGAUAGCCCUAGGCUCGAAUGGUUGAAGCUCAAAUGCUUGGUCUCACAGCUCGAGGCAUAUGACUCUGAAGAAGGCGAACUACCAAAUCAAAUCGAGCACAUCGCGGGAUCUCACUUCGCAUUAAUCGCUGCCGGCAUCGAAUCGCGCUUCUCUCUCGCCGCGCAAUCCCUUUACGACCACAUGCCUGAGAUUCGGCAAUGGGAGAUAUUGGCAGGCUAUCUGCUUUUCGACCACUCUCAACCCACCGAGAACGGAUCCACGACUGAUGCCAGUGCAAUGCUCCAACAAAACUGCAAGCUCACCGAACGCGAAGAAAUCAUCCUCCUGGAGAUCCUCAACGCGGCUGUGAAGAUUAGUCUAGCGAAUGCUAGCGAACCUUCUACCGACGCCCACAAAAAGACAGCCAAAGGACGUUUGACGAAAGCACAACGCGAGGAGCUGAUCGCGAACCAAGAGCAAGCCGUUCGCCACCUAGCGCUCCUCAUCCCUCGCCUGCUAAAGAAGUUCGGCGCAAUUCCCGACGCCGCGUCCAGCGUGCUGAAUCUCGAGCGUGUCCUCAACCUCGACGUUUUCCAAGAACUCCGCCAAGACGCAACUCUCGCCGCACUUCUGGACGAUAUCAACAAGCAGUUUAUGACUCAUGGUAAUGAACGGGUUCUUCUAGAGGCUAGUGAGGCUCUCCGACACGCGCGUGGCUAUGAAGAACUCCGCGAGAUCACCGAUGGUAAGGUGCAGUUGCUAUGGGACGACACGAUGAACGCUUUUGCUACGCUCACCAAGGGCCGGGACCUAUCAACCCGCGGAUCUCUCUCCGAUAACAUCCUCACCGGUGUCACGAACACGGUCCUCCGCAUCGCGAACCUAGCAUCCAUCUCCGACUGCGUACAAAUCUUCGAAUCAGUCCCCACAACACCUAAGCCCAAAUCCAAACCCAAAGCGGCCAAGACCGCCUCCGCGGACACAGACACCACCAUACCACCCAUCACAGCCCUAAUCAGCCUCAUCACGCGCGGCGUUCCGCAGCCAGACACCGAUCUCAUCGCCGAAACCUCCGCCGCCGAAGACGCCCUCGCAAUCCACGCGCUCCGCGCCGUCCUACCCUACUACAUGUGGAAAAUCAGCCACUGGAAAACCGCCAUCCUCUCCUCAACCCCGAUCCCGGACACUGAUGUCGCCGCCGUCGCCGCCCGCUUCGAUGACACCAAAGACGCCCUCAUCCAAGUCAUGAACAGCCGCAAGGGCGCCGACGAGAUCCGCGUCGAGGCCGCCGGCGUCAUCUGCGACCUCUACUGCAUCUUCAUGGUCCUGCGCGACGCGAAGCGCAGCCGCGACGAUCGCAAGAAGACAAAAGUCAAGGGCAAAGCGCAAGAGAACGGGACCGCCGUGGACGCCGACGAGGGGCCGGAAGACUGGGAAGCCCUCAUCAAGCCCAUCGACCCGGACGUCCGCAAGCACCUGCUUAACGUGUUCGCGGCGACGGAACUGGCGUUCGCGAAGCGCGCGGGGAAGAAGCUGGAUGGGAAGGCGAAUGAGAAGGAUAAGGAGCUGCAGAAGGAUGCGGAGACGGAUAUUGAUGCUGACCCCUUGUCCGACGAUGACCCGGUUGAUUCGGAUGACGAGGCGGAGGAGGUGGUGGAGGAUGUGGAGGGGAGCUCGGCGAAUGCUGCGGCGGAGAAGACGCAGCGCGCGCUGUUGGCUGAGAAGCGCCUUUGUGAGAUUGGAGGCAAGAUGGUUAUGGCGGUCCUGGGCGGGCUGUUAGAUGACUCGCGGGGUACGGUCCGCAAGCGGCUAGAGCGGAAUCGGACGAAGCUGGGCGCAAGCUGGAGGGAGGUGUGUGCGUUUUUGGAGAGGGCGAAGAAGGGGAGGGCCGUUGCGGGUGGCGCGAAGCAGGUGGCGAAGGCGAAACUUGCGAGUCCGAAGAAAGCGAGGAGUAAGGCUAUUGUCAUCGAUGAUGACAGUAGUGAGGAUGAGAUUAUGGUGGAUUCGGGUGAUGAGGAUGGGGAGGGAGAGGGUGCGGGGGACGCGGAGGAGGAGGAGGCUGAGAGGGAGGCGGAUGUGGAGAGUGUGAUGGGGGAUUAGAGAAGUUGCGGUCUCUUCUUGUGUCUUUUUGUACGGGUCAGCGGGUGGAUGGUCGGCGGAUCUGUGCUUUCUUCUUCCAUCUAGUCUGAAGUCCGCGAGCCGGCUGUCGUCUUUGUUUCGUAUUCAUGCUUCAUGAGCGGCCGGUAGGGGGCGGGCGCUGUGCAUAGCUGGCGGGUCAAUGGUGUUAUCGUUCGGUGGGGAAUGUAGAUUUCGGGGAGGCGUUGUAGUAGGGUACGCCGGGUGUGCGUAUGCUGCGCAAUGCGAUGCUAACGUCCAAAUCCAAAUUCUUCAGAAC
Mytilinidion resinicola is the source of this 3943-nucleotide messenger RNA. RefSeq lists its product as uncharacterized. Gene Ontology annotation, molecular function: chromatin binding. Gene Ontology annotation, biological process: sister chromatid cohesion. The transcript has 3 exons. Gene Ontology annotation, cellular component: chromatin; nucleus; cohesin complex. The coding region runs from base 13 to 3648 and encodes 1211 amino acids. The record is from RefSeq and is a predicted model, not a curated record. Lineage: Eukaryota; Fungi; Ascomycota; Dothideomycetes; Mytilinidiales; Mytilinidiaceae.